AUGGACAAGUACGAAAAUUGGGGAACAACUGAAAAGACAGAAUUGUAUGUAUUUUAUUUUGAAAAAUAUUGAAAAUAGUAUUAAUAUUUGUAUGAUUAUUUUGAUUAUAAUUUGUGACUCUUUUAGUUUGGCAAAGUGUCAUGAAUUGGUAAAUAGUUCUAAAUCAGAGUAUUCAUUGACAAUUACGAAUAGUGGUAACCCUACUGGUAAGUUAAUCAACACAAUUAUUACAUUUUUAAUUUUUAAACGCCUUAUUUUGAAAAUAAAUAGUUUACACUACCUAGUUAUUCUAUUUUAUAUCAUUAAACAAAUAGUAUUUGUAAUUCAGUAAUUUUAAAUAAUUGUUUUCAGAUUUGGCAAAAGCCAUACUUUCAUUAUUAGUAGCAUGUAUUAAAGGAAAAAUAAAAAAUAACAUAGGCUUAUCAAUUUUAAGUGAUUUAGUAAGUAUAUUAUAAUUAUUAUUGGUAAUAAGUAUUUAAAUUUAAUUUCAACAUGUAAACAAGGUUAUUUAUUAAUUGUAAACAUAGUUUUAAGUUUUAUUUAGUUUCUUUUAUUGUAACACAAAAUUUUAAAACUUUAAAAUAUUCAUCUUUUGUUAAUGUAUUAUAAACAAAUAUAUAUCAAUUUUAAAGUAUUGGUAACUGUUAUUAUCUUUUGUAAUUGCAUACCUAAUUUUUGUAAUUUUUAAUAAUUCCUAGGCUGAUAAAUCUGAACAAUCUCACUAACAGUUUUUAAAUAAUACUAAUACUAAAUUAUUUUUUUAAAUAUUAUGGGAUAAAAUUUAAAAAUAAAACUAUUUUUGACAAAAUUUCCAAAAAUUAAAAUACAUAUACAAUUUAAAUUUAUUACUUUAUAAUUUAACAUUUAAGUUUAAUAUUUUAAUGUUAGUGUAAUUUAAUAAAUUCUUGAAUAGAAGUUAUAUUAUUAAAUAAAAGAACUUAUCUGCCGGUAGAAAAAGUAUGAUACAUGGAAUUAAUUAAUUAAAACUGUAUGCAACAAUAAAUCAUUGCUAACAUAACAAUUGUUAUAAUUUAAAUUAUGCUAAAAAAAUAUUUACCACUAAAUACAAAUUAAAAUGUAAAAAAGGUAAAAUUAUUUAUCCCCUUACACAUCAGAUUAUUUUUAACCAAAUUAUAAAAAAAUAAUGAAAUUAUGAUUUCUGUAAACUUGUCCGGUUAUUAGGAAAAAAAAAGAAAAACGCUAAUUUUUGAACAGAACAAAAAUUUCUUUGAUAAAAUAUGAUAUAUUUAAAAUUUCACUAUAAUUUUUGGUAGAAAAAAAAAAUCAAAAAUAAUACUUCUAUUGUUGUUGAUUCGUUCCUAUUUCCUAUGAGUUUUCCCUAUUAUAAAAACUGCCAUGAAAAUCACAAAAUAAAAUCAAUACAUCAACUACUAAUUUGGUAUUAAAAAUAAUACUUUACUUAAAUAUCUGAGUAAUAUUCUGGUAGAAAAGUUGUUUACAGACACAAAAAAAAAUCAAAAAAAUUACACAUAAUUACCAAUACAUUUCUUGCUGGCCUCAGAAUCUAAACUGAUAUAAAUUACUUUUUAAUGUUGUAUUUAAUUUUUGGUAUAAAUAUUUUUUAGUGUUCAAAUGUAGAAAUAGUGUCUGUCGUAAUGGAUGUCUUUAACUAUUUGGAUACUGAAACAGCUCUUACAGAUGCAGAAUCAGAAAGGGAACAGUUUGGCAUUUUUGUUAGAGGAUCACAAAAGGUUAUCCAAUAUUAAAUAGUAUACUUUAACUUUAACAACUAAUAUAUAAAUGUAUAUUUUUAUUUUUUAGUUAUUGACAGACAAACUACUGAAAGAACGUUUAGAAAUUGACUCAUUAAAAGACAUAAAAUUGUUAAAUAAUAUUUUUUCUACAAAAUUUAUUAAAAUAAAAACUAAACUUUUGUAAGUUGUUGAAUCGUUUAAUAAUUAUUUGAGCUUGUACUAAUAUUAAUUCAUAAUUAAUUUUUUUAGCUAUAAACAACGAAAGUAUAACUUGUUUCGUGAAGAAUCUGAAGGUUAUUCUAAAUUAAUAACAGAAUUGAAUUCUGAUAAUAUGGAUCCAAAAAUAAUGUUGGAGAUUAUUAAGUCAUUAAUUGGAUGUUUCAACUUGGAUCCAAAUCGUGUUUUAGAUAUAAUUUUAGAUUCUUUUGAACAUCAUACAGAUAAUAAAGCUCACAAAUUUUUUAUCCCAUUACUACGUGAUUAUAUGCCUGAAUCACAAAGACUGACUGAAGUAUUGGCAUUUAAACUACGUCAAGUGAAUGAUUUAACUCGAUCAUCUUAUAGAUUGAUCGCUUUAUUAAUUCAGUACAAUUUAAUUGGAUUGGAUAGUAUUUAUCCUUGGGUAAAUUAAGUUACAAUUAGAAUUAACAAUUAUUAAAAUGAAAUUGUCAUAUUUUAAUUUAUUUUAGUUAAAUCCUGAUGAUAAUGUUAUAAAAACAAAUUGGGAAAAAGAUAUGAAGAGUGGACAAGAUUAUUUGAGAAAAGCUUCAACUAUAAUAUCUAAAACACCAGAAUCUGAAUCAACUGAAGAUAAAAUUGAACCUAAAGUAUGUUAUUUAUAUUCUUUAAUUAUAUGUUUUUAACUUUGGUAAUACAUUUUAGCUAGAAGAAAAUCAAAAGUUUUGUUUAUGUGAAGCAAUGUUGGAAAUAGGUGAUUGGAAUACUGCUCAAAUAUUAAUUAAACGAUUUCCAGAAUACUAUGCUGUUGAGUAUGCUCCUAUUGGUGAUGCACUUUGUGGCCUUAUUAAUCAGGUUAUUAAACCUGUUUAUAAUCAGUAAGUUCAAAUUAAAUUUUUCGAAAUAUUUAUUUGGCGUUUAUGUUAUUUUUGUAUUUAAUAUUUGUUAUAGAAUAUUUAAUCUUCAUUCAAAAUCUGUAAAAAAUUCAACUGACGUUCAAAAAAAUUCACUUUCUCUAAAGCCCGUAUUAACAUUAGAGGAAUUUCAUAAUGUAGUUUUACCAAUGUUGAUCACAUUAGGACCUGGACUACACCGAGAUCCUGUUCUAAUGUUUAAAGUUGUUAGAAUAGUGAGAAAAGCAUUAACUAAUGUAUGUGUUUUUUAAUUAAAUAUAUCUUUGAUUUUAAUUUAAUUUUUAUAAUUUACAUAUAUUUUGUAAAUAAUUUAUUUAUUAAUAUUAUUUAUACACAAUUUAGGAAGGAAUUAAAAAUAAAGAUUAUAUUCCAUCUGAAACGGGUUUUUAUUAUGAUACUUUAUCUUUGUUGGAUCGUGUAUUAUUACCCACAUUAUCAUUAGCAGAAGGAAGUAGCAUUUCAGAACAUUUAUGGACUUUAUUACAACUUUAUCCUUAUCACUGCAGGUAUAUAUGAAAUUUAAAAAUAUUUUUUCUCAAUAAAGUGUUUUGAUAAAACUAAACUAACUUUUACUUUGUUUUUAAUUUAUUUGUGUUUUAUAGAUAUGCACUAUACAAUAGUUGGAAAAAUGAUACACAUAAAUAUCAUCCAAAAUUGUUAACAAAAAGAGUUGAUGUACUGAAAAAGGCUAGAUCAGUAAUGAAACGACUCUGUAAAGAUAACACAAAACCAUCCAGUCGUGUUAUUGGAAAAAUAUCACAUUAUGCACCUGGAUAUUUAUUUGAUUAUGUAAAUUUUCCUACUAUUAUAUAAAUAUUUUAUUUUUAUUUUUAAUAAUAUAGAGUUGAUAAUAGGUUUUUUUAUUGUUAUAUUUUUUUAGAUACUUGGACAAAUACAAGUGUUUGACAAUUUGGCUAGCAUUGUGGUUGAGUGUUUAAAGUACAUGACAAGUUUAUCGUUUGAUGUUCUUGGAUAUUGUAUUGUAGAAACAUUAGGUAAGAGUGGCCAAGACCGAGUAAAACAUGAUGGUACUUCUAUUUCAGUGUGGCUACAAAGUACAGCUUCAUUUUGUGGUGCCAUAUUUAAAAAACAUCCUAUAGAGCUUACAGGAAUUCUUCAAUAUGUAGCCAAUCAAUUGAAAACAGAAAACAGGUUAAAACAAAUGUCUUAAUCUAAUAGUUAUUUAUUAAUUAACAUAUUAUGUAUUUUUAUAUUUCUAUAGUUUGGAUCUUCUUAUACUUAAAGAAAUUGUAUUGAGAAUGGCUGGUGUUGAGGUCAUGGAACAAAUAACUCCUGACCAAAUCGAAGCCAUGUCAGGUGGUGAUUAUCUUAAAACUGAAGUAAGAAAAUAUAAAUUAUUUAUAUAUUGUAAUAUAAUAUUAUAUAUAUUAAGAAUUUGAAGAGUGACAUCAAUGUCAAAGAAUAUAGAUAUGGCAAUUGAUGUGUACGAAGAUAUGGGUAUGGGAAAUCGGGUCAAGUGAAAGUUUAGAAUAUAGAUGCCCUAUCCCAAGUAGUUGGAAUGAAGAAUAUAAUGUUCAUCUUUAUUUAAACAUAUGCAAGUUAAUAUUAACUUUAAUUAUUUUAGGCUGGGUAUUACAAUCAGAUUAGAAAUACAAAGAAGUCUUCUAUUAGACUAAAAGAAUCAUUAUUAGAUAAUAAUUUGGCUGUUGCGUUAUGUUUAUUAAUUGCUCAACAAAGACAUAGUGUUAUUUACAAAGAGCACGAAUCAAUUCAUAUUAAACUUGCUGGACAACUCUAUGACCAAGUAUUUUGACUUAUUAAACAAAAUAUUUAUAAUGUUUUGUUUUGUAUUAAUAGUAAUUUUGUUUCUUCAUUUUUAGUGCCAAGACACAUUGGUACAAUAUGGUACAUUUUUGGGAGCUACAUUUUCCAUGGAAGAAUAUAUCAACCACUUGCCAUCUGUACAUGAUUUACUCGAUCAACAUCAUGUUCAUAUGGAUGUAGCAUUCUUUUUAGCUAGGCCAAUGUUUAAUCAUUCCAUUAAUGUAUGUAUUUCUUUAUCUUUUAAUUAAGCAAGUUAAUAAUUAUUUGUUUUUUAGACUCGUUUUGAUGUAUUACGUAAAUCAGAUCCUAAUGCGAAAAAAUCAUUACCAGUGAGACAAACUAAAUAUGCAGAAGCUCACAAAGAAGUUAUGUCAUCUAUUGUAAAAUCUGUUGUGCCACUUCAUCCUGAAAAAGUUUGGGAAGAUGUAUCUCCAGGAUUUUUAGUUACAUUUUGGUCAUUAACUUUAUAUGACUUGUGUGUUCCAAAUGAAGCUUACAAACGUGAAAUAAAUAAACUUAAAGCACAGUCGGCAGCCAUAGGUGAUUCAAAACAAGCAGUAAGUUAUAACUCAAAAUGUUGGUAAUGUUUGUUAGUUGUUUUGAUUUUAGUUAAUUGUUUAUAUACAUGCACAGCGUGUAGAAAUAUCUGAUACUUAAAAAAACACUAUAUUAAAUUACUUUUUAUUUUUAUUAUUAUUAAUAUUAUUAAUUAAUAUUCCUCUGCGCUAUCAUUUAAAUUUUAUGGUUUCCUUCUUUUUUUUUAAGGAAAUUUAAUUUAAAAAUGAAAAAAAAAUUUCACAAUUUUUUGGAAAUUUUGUGAAUAAUUUUCUUUAGAGCACAUUUCACCUGCAUCUACUGUCUCAGUCUAACUAUUGGGCAACAUACAAUAACAAUACUUGCGCAAAAUAAAUUAAACUAGCUUAAAUUUGAUUAUAGAGUAAAAGUACCUAUUAUGUAAUUUAUAAAGAACAAUAAUAUGGAGGGAAUGUCAUGGGUUUUUGUUUAAUUAUGAACUAUUAAACAAUUUGCAGUUAUUUAAAAAAGAAAAAAUGUAUAGAAUUUUGUAUCUUUUAUAUCGAGUUUUAAUUUUGAAUAAUACAAAAACCUUAUGACCUCCAAAAUUGUGUUCUCUAUAAAUUUCAUAAUAGGUACUUUUACUUUAUGAUUAAAAUUUGGUUUUACUUUUAUUCUGUGUAAGCAUUAUUUUUGCAUGUUACCCGGUAGUGGGAUCGAGAUAAUAAAUGUGGGAUAUAAUGUCCUAUAAAAUAUUAUUAACUUGUUAAACAUUAUUUAAUAUUAAAUCAAAGAAUUAAAAAUCUUGUCAUUUGGUAUGCUUUAACUACUGAUUAAAUAUUAUUCACAUUUUCAGAAGUUCAAAUAAAGAAUUAGAAAAUAAAUGUCUAAAAAUCUCUUUUAUAAUACAAUUUUUUUUUUUUAAGUAGUCGAAUGUUUAUUAAUUUUUUUUUUUAAUUCCUAGUAAAAAACAACAACAUUUCUGUUGUAUCUUAUAAGCAUACUAUAUUGUCUCUGUUUUAAGUCUUUUCUUUAUGUUAGCUUGAACAUUUUUUUUCAUUUUCUUAACAUAAUUAAUUUUUAAGGUUUUUUGGUUGGUAUCACAGCAUCAUAGCUAUUUAUAUUGUAGGUUACCAAUGCUUGAAUCUAAUAUAAAUGAUAAUUAAUAAAUACUUAAUAACAAUGAUUAUGUAGGUACUGUUAUGAUUUUAUGACUGUUAUCAAUAACAUGCAUUUUUUGACUGUUGAUAAUUUUUACAUUUCACUAUAGUUAAAAAAUUUUAACAUUUUCUAUUUUAUUGCAUGUGUCAUGGAGCCAAGUUUGACAAAAAACACUUUAUACCUGUUAUUACUGCAAAUGAAAAGUGUUGUUAGUGUAUCCAGAAUGUACAAUCUUGUUAUUAAUUUUUCAAAUUUGUUAUAAAGUGAAAUGUUUAUUUUUUAAAUAUGAAUUGAGCAACUGAAUAUGAUCUAAAAUUAAAAUGUAUGGGGACCUUCAUGUUAAAUAAAAUAUAUUUUUCAAUUUUAAUUUAUAAAUGGUUGUGGAUUAUGGUCUAGUAUACAAUGUUAUUAGUAAUAACUAAUAACUACUCAUAAAAAGUAAUUAGUGUAAAAUUGUGGGAAUGACAAACAAUAAAAAUAACAAAAAUGGAAAAAUGUUUACACAUUCAACGAAUAAACAUUACUAAAGUAAAAAUGUAACAUUUAUAAUAAUAAAUAAAAAUGUGCUACAUUUAUUACCAAGAUAUAUUUAUUUGUAUUUUUUAAUUUCCUAUAUUAUGAUGUUUAAUAGAAUAAUAUUAAAAAAGGGUAAAUGGUAAUAUAAGUACAUAGUUUUAAAAGUAAUUACCAAAGUCAAAUAUACUAGAUAUAACUAUAUAAUAUAAUGGGAUUUAUUUGAUAAGAAUUUAUAACAUUUUCAUAAUUUUCAACUUUUUGAAAAUUUACAUCAUAUUGUAUAAUUAUAUUAUUUAUGUUAAAUGAAUAUUUUCAGAAUCUUACAAUUUUAGUUUAGUUUUAAUUUUGUACAUGUAUAUAAACAUGAAUAUUUUGUUUUAUAGACAGCAAAAGAAGUAAUAAUUGUCUACAUUUUUAUUUUUACAGAGUACUAAAGUUAAAAAAGAACAAGAACGUUUAGGAAUAACAAUAGCUAAAUUAAAUGACGAAAAAAAGAAACAACAAGAGCACGUUGAAAAAAUUUUCUUCAUGUUAAAUCAGGUAAAAGAAAUAUUUUCAAGAACUGAAUUGUUUUAUAAGUAAUUCAUAUGAAAUAAAUAAAUCAAUUUUUAGGAAAAGGAUUCAUGGUUUUUGUCACGAUCAGCUAAAGCAGCGAAAAAUGAAACUAUUACUCAAUUUUUACAGUUGUGUCUGUUUCCACGAUGCAUUUUCACUCAUACAGAUGCUAUGUAUUGUGCUAAAUUUGUUCAGACAUUACAUUCAUUGAAAACUGCUAAUUUUUCUACACUUUUAUGUUAUGAUAGAGUAUGUUUAUUUUGAAUUUUUUUGACAAUAUAGAUACUUAAAAUCAAUGGUUUUAAUUUGGGGUGGGGGUAGAAGCGCCUUCCUAAGGAGGCGUGAACAUUUUUUUAAAAAACCCACAGAACAUACGCAUUUAUUUAUAUCAAUAUAUUAUACACCAAUCUUAGGGGUUAGUGGGCCUGAUUUCAUACAAUAGCUUAAAAGAGGGCUUGGAUCCCAAGAGGACAAGAACUCUUGCUUUGAAUCAAGUAUAAAUAACUGAUUUUUAAAAAAAUUUUUCAGUUAUUUUGUGAUAUAACUUAUUCAGUUACACUCUGUACAGAAAAUGAAGCUCAUCGUUAUGGUAUAUUUCUAAAUGAAAUGUUAAAAAAUGUAACUCGUUGGCAUUCAACUCAAGAUAUAUUUGAAAAAGAAUGUGCUACUUAUCCUGGAUUUGUUACUAAAUGUAAGAAUAGUGAUCAAUUUGUUCAGUCUAAUAAUGACCAUGUAGGAUAUGAAAACUUUCGACAUGUUUGUCAUAAGUGGCACUACAAGAUCACCAAAGUAUGUUUAUUUAAAAUUUACAAAAUUAUAUGAAAACUUAAAUACUUCUAUGAAAUUUUAAGGCCAUGAUGGUUUGUUUGGAGUCAAAGGAUUAUGUUCAAAUUCGUAAUUCAUUGAUCAUUCUCAUUAAAAUUGUAAAUCAUUUUCCUGUUCUGGCAAAAUUAGCUUCGUUGAUUGAAAAGAAGGUAGAAAAGGUAAGAGAAGAUGAAAAAGAUAAACGGCAAGAUCUUUAUACCUUAGCAACAUCUUAUUGUGGGCUCCUCAAAGGUAGAGCUAGUCAGUUUCUUAAAGACUCUGAUUUCCAUCAAGUUAAUGAAAAGGUGAAUUAUUUUUUAUAAGAUUAAAAUAAUUGGUAGUUUAUGAAUAAGCAUUUUUGUUUCUGUAGGUAAGUCAAAUAAAAAAUAAUGUUGAUAAUAAGUCUGGUGUUACAAAAAAUAAUCAAACUAUUAAGAAAAAAGAAGAAGAUAAUAUAAUUGAAGCAAAAACCCCUCCACCACUACCUAUUAUUAAAGCUAUCAAUGGAAUAUCAUCUGCAGGUAAAAUUAUCAUUAAUUAUAACUAUGAUUGACAUUUAAUUUAUAAUUUUUAUAUUUCAAUUAUUUUAGAAUGGGUUGAAGCUGAAAAAAAAGUUGUUGAUAAUAAGAUUAAAUCAGAUAAACGAAAUAUGAAAAUUUUAAAUUCACAGUCUGAUAAAGUCAAGUGAGCAUUAAUAUAUUACUUUAAUUAUUAAAUUUAUAUUUUUAAUAUUUCAAUAAUAAUUUUAGUGAUAAAAGAGAUAUAGUACAAGAGAAUAUAACUGAAUUAUUAAAAGAAGACAAAUAUGAUGAGCCGAAUGAGAAGAAGAGAGAAAAACGACCAAGAGAUGAUAAUAUUGAUAGAGAAAAAGAUUCGUAUGUAAGUUUCUUUCAAUAUUUUUAUUGUUAAAAUUUUCAUAAUUUUCUUUUUAAACUUUAUAAUCAUGAAUACUAUCAAUUUUUUUUAAAUUAGAUUGAAUUAUCGAAAAAUCAUCAAUCAGGGAAAGAUGUAAUUAUUAGUGGUUCAGUGGUCAAUCAUAUAAGUAAAAGUCAGGUGCCGAUAAAUAUAACAGAGAAAUCUAAUAAUACUGAUGUGGAAGUAGCAAGUAAUGGUUCUUACACCGCAGCUGAAAAAGGUAUAAUAAGAUAGGCCUAGAAAUACAUUUUUUUUUUUUUUUUUUUUUUUAAUUAAAAUUCAUGGAAAAUGUAAUUUUAUUUAUUGCUCUUCUGUACAAUUUUAAAAUGGUAAUUACUCCUAAUUGAACCCAUGAUAAAUACAUAAUACAAAUGUGUUAAUUUUUUCUGAACUCUUUAAAUUUAUUUACAGAUAUAAAACGAAAAAAAUUGGAUACCAGUCCAGUUACGAAGGUAAGAAUUGACGUACGGAGCCUUCAUAUCAAAACAUAAUCACAAUUCCAUUUCUCCUGAUACUCGCAAAACAAAUAAUAAGUAGUCUCAUCUCUCAAUCAAAGUGCUCAAGCAGCCUAAGUUUAUGGUCUGUUGUCGCCUGAAAUGAUGUUUCCUCAAUAAUUUGUUACUACAAUUACUGAAAUUUUUGAAUAUAUUGAAAUCUGAUUCGUUCAAACACAAUGGAACAUGAGUAGCUGUUGUAGCUGAACGCCUUCCUCGACAAGGACCGAAGAGCAAACUCUACUGUUUUUUUAUUUACAAUUUAUCAUCCGUGUUAGUAAAUAAAAAUAUUGUUAUUCAAUCCCUUCAAAAAAAAAAAAAGUAAUGUUUUAGUUGUUUUCGUGUUUUUGGAGAAAAAAAAGAAAUUGUUAUCUUUUAUAAAUUUCAGUAAUAUGGUAUGGUAUACAUGUUGUUAUUUUUUCUUUUGCAUUUUUGUUAUCCUUUUAACUCACAGCAGCCACUGAAGAAUAAUUUUGAUGUCAAAACCGAAAUAAAUGGAUCAACAAUGUUAGAGAAAAAAGACAAGAAAAUUAAAAAAUCCCAGUUAGCUGAUUCUCCAACAUCAAAAGAAACUCGUAAAGAUCGCAAAAUCAGUCGGAAACGCGUAUGUACUAUUAUUUAACCAAAACUAAGGAGGAAGUACAAAUUGUGUGAAAUUUAAAAAACAUAUUAUUUUUCAGCACGAACGACGAGAAGAUACUACACCUGAAUUAAAGAGACGUAAAGAAGAUGAAAAACGUAUGUUUAUAUAAUAUAAACUGAAUUUUAUAAAAAUUAAAAUGUUAUUACUUUUAGAUACCAAAACUGAUAUUCGCCAUGAUGAGAUUACAAUUGAUAAACAUAGAUCUAGUAGAGUAAGUAUAAAACUAAGAUUAUUGAUUAUAAUUUAGUACAUUUGAUUAAUCAUAAGAUUUGUAUUUACAGGAAAAAUCUCCACACCCUAAAGAAUGGUCUGAACGGACCGAAUCACGUCAUAAAAGAUAUCCUUUAUAG
Messenger RNA from Cinara cedri, 10542 nucleotides. The record is from the annotation of a GenBank genome assembly. Lineage: Eukaryota; Metazoa; Arthropoda; Insecta; Hemiptera; Aphididae.